This is a messenger RNA of Protopolystoma xenopodis, 324 nucleotides long. NCBI's taxonomy places the organism in Eukaryota, Metazoa, Platyhelminthes, Monogenea, Polystomatidea, Polystomatidae. The record is from the annotation of a GenBank genome assembly.
CAUAAAGCGAUCUACUCUGCCCGAUUGCUUAAGUCCGAGUCACCUGACAAAUCCUGGACUUCCCAAGUCUAUUCUCAGGUUCUCUCUGCCCCACCGACGCCCUCAGAUAAGGCUCCAGUUCUGGACAGACUGGAAUAUGUGAAGCAGGAUGCUCUUAUGGUGGGUUUGAAAAAAAUUAAACACACGCUAAUGCAUGCUCACGCACUGCUGAUCUCUUAUUUUCAAACAAUGGGUCAAAACUGGUUGCAUGUUGCUCACCUGCUGGAAGAGGUGGCUCGUCACAUUCGAGAUGAGAUGAAUGGACGCCAUCACAGCCCCGCCUGA